Molecule: messenger RNA, 2914 nt
Organism: Siniperca chuatsi (mandarin fish)
Lineage: Eukaryota; Metazoa; Chordata; Actinopteri; Centrarchiformes; Sinipercidae
Gene: mlnr
Product: motilin receptor
Exons: 3
Coding region: 606-1697 (363 amino acids)
Biological process (GO): G protein-coupled receptor signaling pathway
Cellular component (GO): plasma membrane
Molecular function (GO): G protein-coupled peptide receptor activity
Source: RefSeq, a predicted model, not a curated record
UGAAGCCAAACGGAGAGACAGAUGGGGCUGGUGGACAAUGAAGCAAACUCAGAACUAAUUUUUCAGUGACUACUUCCAGACGGCUUGGCAAACACGCUGGGAUUUCAGUGAUUGAUGCAUUAAUUAAUAAAGUUAUAGCCCUCUUCAUAUGUAUACUUCUUAUGUAUUUAUGCUCAGUUCAGAUUAGUAUGAUCCUUAAUCUGCAUUUAUUCUCCCAGAGGAGCAGCAGUGGUGGGGGUUCCCUCAAACCUUAUUCCCUGCAUCUAAUGCCUUUUACCGUCAUCUGUCCCGUCAUCAUUUGAUUACGAAGAUUACUAAGACACACACACAGCAGACAACCUCACUGUUGCUCUCUGACUCCUCGGGGUACUGUGAAGGAGGUGCUCCUUUCUUUAUCUCUCACCAGAGCUCAACUGGUUAUUGAGCAUCAAGGACCGGCUCUGCCACUUCAUGAGAUUCUCCUGUUGCUGCUGCUUUCCGUCGACACACAGCAACACAACAGAGACCAAGAAAAAGUUAAAAGGUUGAGAGAUCCAACACCUGUUUUAAAGCUGCUUGAGGCUUGAUUUCACACCUUACUGUGCCAGCACUUAGUGGAUGCUGGCAUGCCCUGGACCAGACCCCAGGUGGACCUUCAUGCUGGUGGAGCAGAGGCCAUGGACCAGUACAACAUAGAAGACCACCACUAUGAGGGCUCCCUAUUCCCCACCUCCACCCUCAUCCCUAUCACUGUCAUCUGCAUCCUCAUCUUCAUCAUCGGGGUGACGGGCAACACCAUGACCAUCCUUAUCAUCCAGCACUUUAAGGACAUGAAGACCACCACCAACCUCUACCUGUCCAGCAUGGCAGUGUCUGACCUCAUCAUCUUCCUCUGCCUGCCCUUUGACCUCUACCGCCUAUGGAAGUACGUGCCCUGGCUGUUUGGGGAGGCGGUGUGUCGCCUCUAUCACUACAUCUUUGAGGGCUGCACCUCAGCCACCAUCCUUCACAUCACGGCCCUGAGCAUUGAACGCUACCUGGCCAUCAGCUUCCCCCUCAGGAGCAAGGUGGUGGUGACCAGACGCAGGGUCCAGUACAUCAUCCUCGCCCUGUGGGUUUUCGCCCUGGUUUCUGCAGCUCCCACACUGUUCCUGGUUGCGGUGGAGUACGACAAUGACACACACCCAAACUACAAUACAGGGCAGUGCAAGCACACCAGCUACGCCAUCAGCUCCGGGAAGCUGCACAUCAUGCUCUGGGUGUCCACCACCUACUUUUUCUGCCCGAUGCUCUGCCUCAUCUUCCUCUACGGCUCCAUUGGGUGCAAAUUGUGGAAAAGCAAGAAUGACCUACAAGGCCCCUGUGCUUUGGCCCGUGAAAGGUCACACAGGCAAACAGUCAAGAUCCUGGUGGUGGUGGUGCUGGCCUUCAUCAUCUGCUGGCUGCCCUAUCACAUCGGCAGGAACCUCUUUGCCCAGGUGGAUGACUACUACACGGCCAUGCUGAGCCAGAACUUCAACAUGGCCUCCAUGGUGCUCUGCUACCUCAGCGCCUCAAUCAACCCUGUCGUCUACAACCUCAUGUCUCGGAAAUACAGGGCUGCAGCCAAACGCCUCUUCCUGCUCCACCAGCAGCCCAGACAAGCCCAACGUGGCCAGAGACAGCUCUGUGUGAUUGAUCACAACGCCACCCUGAAUGAAAGCCUGACUGGGGUCUGAGGGGCCUCAGCACACUCUGAGCAGUGUUUUACACACUUGUUUGACUUCAUCACCGAUGGAGAGUUUGCAGGCUUCUUUAAAGUGCAGGAGUUGCAGCUAAAGAGGAAACUUGUUGAAUAUGUGUAGGGGGAAAGCAGGGCUGAGAACUCCACUGCACUUAAAUGCAAAAUAAGAUUUACUAUUACUCAGUGGCAUUUUGUUCGUAGAGACUGGAUGAGUAUUUUCGACCAUGUCAAAUUUAGAAGUUUUUGUCAUGAAAAUAGGAAUUCAUUGGAUUCCAAGACAAGUCGUCAUUUACAUUUUUCUGUUUCAGUGUUAUGCAGAAGUAUUUACCUCUACAUUUUGUUCUGCUACAUGUUUUUCUUGCUUGGUGUCAGUGCUUAUUGAACACAUGCACCAUUUCAGUUCACAGUUACCAUCAAUCCACAGCACCGUUUAAUAAGUGAUUCCUCUUUGUUAAUGAAAGAUUAAGUUUGCAACAUUUACCUGUUCUUUAUAAUGUUUAAUUGUAGUCUCAGCUACAAUUCUGUUGUAAGAUUGAAUUUUUUUCAAUGUAUGCUGAACAAUUGUUAUCAUACUGUUUGUUGGUUGUUCUCAUAAACCAAGAAAAACAAAACAACUAAACCUAUUAGCUGUGGGCCAUUAGUUGUUCAGAUCUGAAAUUGGGUAUUCUGGUGUAUGUGUGUGUGUGUGUGUCUGUGAGUGUUUGCAGGGCUGUGUACCAUCUCUCCAGUGAAUAGGUGGAACAUAAACUUGAUAAAAGCAGAUUACUAUGAAAAUGGGACAGUUGUCGUCUGUGUGUGUGUUACGGAGGCCACCUGAGGCCUGAGGUUUUGGGGCUGUGUACGUGCCGACCAUCACAUGUAAUCUGACACGGCUAUUAUAUUACCUGGGCCCUGAGUUAGAUUUACGCUGGCAGCCACUGUCCCUGCAUCACCAUAUUUAAAGUAAUGGCUGCUCUAAGUGCAUUUCAAAGUGGGAAAAAAGAUAUUAGGUUGUCAGCAGCGGCAGAGCUUAUCGCUUUUAUUGCUUCCACUUGCAUAAUCUUGACGCCAUUGUACAAGUCUUCUUUGAUGUUGAGAUUUGGAUUAGAAAUUAUACACUUUUGUACCUCGUGCACUCUGGCAAGAAAGGUAACGUUAAAAUUGUGUAUUUUUAACCUGAACAAUGUCUAAUCCUAAAAUAAACCUAGAGUUUUCCAUGUUCUGUCUACCAUA